Molecule: messenger RNA, 2847 nt
Organism: Apis mellifera (honey bee)
Lineage: Eukaryota; Metazoa; Arthropoda; Insecta; Hymenoptera; Apidae
Gene: Prp40
Product: pre-mRNA-processing factor 40 homolog A-like
Exons: 8
Coding region: 128-2638 (836 amino acids)
Biological process (GO): mRNA cis splicing, via spliceosome
Cellular component (GO): U2-type prespliceosome; U1 snRNP
Molecular function (GO): RNA binding; protein binding
Source: RefSeq, marked validated
AGUAAGCAUAGUUUACAUGUGAAGUAGGAUACUGUUGCGUACUUUAAUUUAUUGUAAUUUAAAAAAUUACAAUAAUUCUAUUUUCAAUGAUUUGAUUUAAAACAAGAAUACUUUUAUUCUUUAAAAAAUGGCUUCAAAUGACGGUAUACCUCCACCUGCUGCAGUACCUGGAUUUCCACCAGCAACUCCAAAUAUUGCUUCUAGUUUUGUACCACCUAUUAUGCCCACUGCACCUUUCAUACCUCCUCCUAGUUUACCACCUGGUCCACCUGGUAUAAUGCCUCCACAGUUUUCUAUACCUCCACCAGGUUUCAGUUUUCCAAUUACUGCUGCCCCUCCACCUGAAGCUGGAGUUAUAGCUGCACCUCCUCAAAUAACAGCACCAGGAAUUCCACCCCCAGCACCUAUAACAAGUGAAACAUCAAAUGUUCAACCUAUUACAGCAACAGAAAAGAAGACUGAUUGGACUGAACAUAAAGCUCCUGAUGGAAGAACAUAUUAUUAUAAUAGUGUUACAAAACAAUCUUUGUGGGAAAAACCUGAUGAACUAAAAACACCAAGUGAAUUGCUUUUAUCACAGUGCCCUUGGAAAGAAUAUAAAUCAGAGAAUGGAAAAGUAUAUUAUCAUAAUGUAACAACUAAAGAAUCUAGAUGGACUAUUCCUACAGAAUUAGAAGAAUUAAAAACAAGAAUUGCAGCUGAAGAAGCUGCAGCUGCAGCUGCAGCAGUUGUUGCAAGUGCUACAAAUACUAUAGUUCCUGCAGGUAUCCAGCAUUUAUCUCCAAAUGUCACAAUUGCAAAUACAUCUCAAACUAGUACACCAGAACCAGGAGGAAAGUCUGCAAUUGAACAAGCAAUGGCAGCAACUCUUGCAGCAAUAAACAUUCCUACUCCACCUGCAAAACCAGAUGAAGAUAGCAAUUCUGCAAAAGGAUCAGCAAAUGAUAGUCGCACCAGUACUCCAGAACCUAAAAUGCAAUUUAAAGAUAAAAAAGAAGCAAUUGAAGCAUUUAAAGAAUUAUUAAGAGAAAGAGAUGUACCAUCAAAUGCUACAUGGGAACAAGCAGUAAAAUUAAUUCAAAGUGACCCUAGAUAUCCACAAAUGAAAAAAUUAAAUGAACGUAAACAAGCAUUCAAUGCAUAUAAGACACAGAAACUUAAAGAAGAACGUGAGCAAGAAAGAUUAAGAUUGAAAAAAGCUAAGGAAGAUUUGGAACAAUUUUUAUUAGAAAAUGAUAGAAUGACAAGUAUAACAAAAUAUUACAAAUGUGAAGAAAUGUUUGGUAAUUUAGAAGUGUGGAGAGCUGUAGGCGAUUCAGAUCGUCGAGACAUUUAUGAAGAUGUUAUUUUUAAUUUGGCUAAACGUGAAAAAGAGGAAGCAAAACAACUAAAAAAAAGAAAUACUAAAAGAUUAGCUCAAGUUUUAGAUACUAUGACUGAUGUUACAUAUAGAACUACUUGGCAAGAAGCACAAGCAUUACUUUUACAACAUGCAGCUUUUGCAGAAGAUGCAGAUUUAUUAGAAAUGGAUAAAGAAGAUGCACUACUUGUUUUUGAAAAUCAUAUACGUCAAUUAGAAAAAGAUGAAGAAGAAGAAAAAGAGCAUGAAAAAAAACGUAGAAAACGACAAGAAAGAAAAAAUAGAGAUGCAUUUAUAAGUUUAUUGGAUGAGCUUCAUGAGCAAGGAAAAUUAACGUCAAUGUCAUUAUGGGUAGAAUUGUACCCAAUGUUAUCAGCUGAUUUAAGAUUUUCAGCUAUGCUUGGACAAUCUGGAUCAACUCCUUUAGAUCUUUUUAAGUUUUAUGUUGAAGAUUUAAAAUCUAGAUUUCAUGACGAAAAGAAAAUUAUAAGAGAAAUUCUAAAAGAUAAGAAUUUUGAAGUGCAAGUUAAUACUACUUUUGAAGAGUUUGCUACUGUUGUAUGUGAAGAUCGAAAAUCUGCAACAUUAGAUGCAGGCAAUGUAAAAUUAACAUAUAAUUUGUUACUCGAAAAAGCUGAAGCCCGAGAAAAAGAACGCGUAAAGGAAGAAACUAGGAAAUUUAAAAAAUUAGAAACUGGCUUCAAAAAUUUAUUAAAAACUCUCAAUGUCGAUUAUCAAAUGAUAUGGGAAGAUAUAAGAAAUAAGAUUGAAGAAGAACCAGAUUUCAAAGCAAUAACAUUAGAAAGCGAAAGAGUUAGAAUUUUUAAAGAAUAUCAACAUGAACUUGAAGAAAGUUGUAGUCAUCAUCACAUCAGAAGUAAAAAAAAAAAGACAAAAAAAGUAAAACGAAAAUCACGAUCGCGAUCACACAGUGAAUCUGAAGGUAGUGAUAAAGGUUUGAAAAAAAAAAGACAUAAGUCACGAUCACCAAGUAUUCCUAGUAAAUCAGAUAGUUCUGAGUCUGAUACUAGAAAGUCAAAAAAAAAGAAAAGUAAAAAGAAGAGAGGUCGUAGUCAUUCUCGAUCACAUUCGAGACUUCCAUCGUCUGAAGAAUCACCGGAAAGAAAACGUAAAGAAGAAAAGCAUAGAAGAGCUUCUGCUCAUAGUGAAGGAUCAGUAACGGAAAAUGCUGAACAUCAUGAACUUUCAGAAGAUGAAUUGGAAAAACAAAGAGCACAAUUAUUGCGUGAAUUACAAAUGCAGCAAGAAGAUAAUUAAAAAGAGUUUACUUGCUGACAAUAUCUUAUGUAAUUUUAGAUAAUUGCAAUAUUAAAUUAAUAUGAUUUGUACAAAUUGAAUUAUUCUUUUAUUUCACUAAUGAUUUCACUAAUGAUAUCUUUAUAUUUACGGUAAUUAAAAAAAAAAAUUACGUUUUAUAAUAUACAAUGAAUCAUUUAGUUGAAUAAAUUUUAUGUAAUGUAUUUAAA